ACAAGUGCAACAGAGAGAGAGAGAUGGCACCAGUGUGGACAAAAGAACAGCCGGCCACGACAGAGGUCCAUAAGGUCGCAGAUGAGGUGAAAUCCGACGCGGAGAGUCACAUCCACGCCUUAGAGCAGAUAUUCGUCGCGAAAACGUACCGUGAGCAGGACCAGACCAUCAUGCUGGGAAAACUUCUACUGAUCAAGGUCGAUAUUGGAAACCCCAACAACUUCGUCCACAUGGAGGUGUUCGUUCCCAGUAACAAGCUGCCAGUUCUGGUGGCGAUCCAGGAAAACUUCAGUAACUGCGCUCCGCUGGAACCCUUGGUCUGAGAAACGAGAGUUUCCUGACCGAUGCCAACUCCUCGCUGUGCUUGCGGCCCACCCCUCGGGAAUAUUCCCCUCCCUCCCCACGAAGCUCGUCACACGGGGUAGUUGGGACACCCUUCAGCAACCCAUUGUUUAAUGCUGGGUUUGGUUCUUCCUGUGCACAGAUCCCAGACACACUCACACCUCCCCCAGACCCUACA
Molecule: messenger RNA, 520 nt
Organism: Hypanus sabinus (Atlantic stingray)
Lineage: Eukaryota; Metazoa; Chordata; Chondrichthyes; Myliobatiformes; Dasyatidae
Product: cystatin-B-like
Exons: 3
Coding region: 24-323 (99 amino acids)
Source: RefSeq, a predicted model, not a curated record